Messenger RNA from Protopolystoma xenopodis, 390 nucleotides. NCBI's taxonomy places the organism in Eukaryota, Metazoa, Platyhelminthes, Monogenea, Polystomatidea, Polystomatidae. The record is from the annotation of a GenBank genome assembly.
AUGACAUCUCUUAAGUUACCGACGCAAGCCCGGCCCGAUGCAUCAGAUUCACAAGAUGACCAUAGGAAGAACUCUUCUCACAACUCCGUUACCACCCAUCUUUUAGAAAGCAAUUUAAUUAUUGGAAGAGUUUUGAUACGAGGCAUUUGUCCUUUUCAUUCAUAUCCACUCGAAGGCAAGACAACUGAGCACGACUGUUUGUAUCCUUCCGCUCGUCUGCCUUCUUCAGAAUUCCUGAUUGACAGAACUAUCCGACCGAUCAGUCGGCAUGUCCGCGACUUUCUCACGCAGCAGAGUGAAGUAAAACUGCCUGAAUGGGCUAUUCUCCUCCCGAUCUUCUCUGUAUGCGCUUCCGCCUCUGCCAGUCUGGAGCUCGAUCCCUUGCAAUGA